AUUUCCUUUGACCAAAAUGUUCUCAGCCAGUAAUAGUAGUACUCAUGAUAACUCUCUUCCUCAAUACAUUUCCUCAUCCUUUCACACCUCUUCUCCCUUUGUUGGUCUCAAUGGCAACCAAAUUCUCCUUCAUCAAUAUUACCAAAAUCAAUUUUCUAGUCAUUACCUGGCAAAGAACAAUUGUGAUGAUUCCUUGAGGUCAUUUCCCAUGAAGAAGAAACCGAAGAAAAGGGAGAGGUCAUGUAGUAAGAUUUUGACGGCUCAAGGUCCAAGAGAUCGAAGGAUAAGACUCUCCAUUGCCAUGGCUCGAAAGUUCUUUGAUCUUCAAGAACUUCUAGGUUUUGACAAACCAAGCAAAACCAUUGAUUGGCUAUUUACACACUCCCAAGUAGCCCUUGAGGAGCUCACUAAUUGGUCAACUCAUCAGACUCAAAUUUCAGGAGCAAUCAGCAACGAGGGUUUAGAAAGAAAUCCCAAAAGAGCAAAAGAAGUAACACUAAAAGAGUUAAGGGCAAAGGCAAGAGCAAGAGCUAGGGAAAGAACAAUCAAGAAAAUGUGGACCAAAAUUGAAACUAGCCACAAAUCAGCUAAUUUUUUUGGAAAGAAAGAUAUUAGGGAAAUGGAAGAACAAUUUUUCAAGAACAAAUUACAAGCAAACAAAGAAAUAAUUGAGGGAUCUGGAGUUACAAAAAUUAAGAUCAAGCCUUCUUUAAUCUUGGGUUUUAACCCUAAUCUUUAUGCUCCAAUAGAGUCAAGUACCUACCAUGUUGGCUCUUCCUUAUCACAAGAAGGCUUGAGAAGAGAAUUGUGGGCGGAUCUCAAAACUAUUGCUAACACUGUUCAAGGUCCCUGGGGUGCUAUUGGGGACUUCAAUGGCAUUUGCACGGCUGAGGAAAAAAUGGGUGGAAGACCUUUCACCCUUGGAGAAAGCUUGGACUUUCUAGACUGCCUGAGUGAGUGUGGGCUUCAAGAUGCAGGAUAUUCUGGUGCUAAAUUCACUUGUCUCUGGUCUAGAGAGACUUAUGGAGACAUCUAUGAGGAGCCAAUAAGACUGGAAGCCCAAAUGAAAGUACUGGAAGAAAAUAGUGUUAUGAACAACACUAAGGCCAACAAAUGUGAACUUUCUAGAUGCAGAGCUGAGUUCACAAAAUAUUUGAAACUUCAAGAUGCCAUCCUAAGACAAAAGGCUAAGGCCAAAUGGUUAGAGGAAGGAGAUGCCAAUACUUCUUACUUUCACAGCACUAUUAAAGAUAGGAGGAGGAGACUCUCUUUAAAGAAAAUUAUGAAUGAGCAGAGUCAAUGGCUUGAAGGAAAUGAUCAAAUUGCUGAAGGAGCAGUGAGCUUUUACCAAAAAUUGUUUAGCCGUGAAAGUGUCGCUAUAGAUACUGAAACUAUCAACUAUUUACCAAGAUGUAUCACUAAUGAGGAUAAUGAGAUGUUGAGUGCUCUGCCAACCCUUCAAGAAGUCAAAGAGUAUGUUUUCUCUUUAGAUCCAGAUAGUGCACGGGGGCCAGAUGGACUCAGUGGAUGCUUUUAUCAAGCAACUUGA
Solanum verrucosum is the source of this 1549-nucleotide messenger RNA. RefSeq lists its product as uncharacterized. Lineage: Eukaryota; Viridiplantae; Streptophyta; Magnoliopsida; Solanales; Solanaceae. Bases 17 to 1549 code for a protein of 510 amino acids. The transcript has 4 exons. The record is from RefSeq and is a predicted model, not a curated record.